Messenger RNA from Haemonchus placei, 222 nucleotides. The record is from the annotation of a GenBank genome assembly. NCBI's taxonomy places the organism in Eukaryota, Metazoa, Nematoda, Chromadorea, Rhabditida, Trichostrongylidae.
AUGGAAGCCGUAUUCGAGCUUCUUAGUCAGCACCAGAACGAAAUUGGUAUGCGAGGGCUGUCUAUAUCCCAACUGAUGACACCUGUGAAGAAGAGCCUCAGUUGUAACAUUUUCAAGUGGUCGGGAAGGUAUUUCGCACAGACUAGAGGCUUGGCUAUGGGGCAGCGAUUGGCGCCGGUUUUGGCCAUAUCGUUUAUGGCCAAGAUUGAAGCGCCUGGAUGA